UCACUGCGGCUGGACUGUUCCGAGAGUUGGAUGAGAGGCGAUCAGCUGAAGUUUGUUGGACUCUUAGUUGAAGAUGCAGAAAUCCAAGGAUUUUCGUGUGGAUGAUUUCGUCGCGGGAUGGAUCGGCGGAGCUUCCAGUGUGGUUGUGGGUCAUCCGCUGGAUACCGUCAAGACGCGGCUCCAGGCAGGGAAGGGCUACAAGAACUCUCUCCACUGCGUCCUGACCAUCUACAAAAAGGAGACGGUCGCGGGGUUCUUUAAGGGCAUGUCUUUCCCACUGGCCAGCAUCACCGUCUACAACUCGGCUGUUUUUGGCUUCUUCAGUAACACUCAGAGACUCAUAAGCAAGUAUCGCUAUGGCGAUGGGCGACAUCCCUGUGGCAUGUUGGACCUGACUGUGGCCAGCAUGCUGACUGGACUGAUGUCCGUGGGCCUGGGAGCGCCGGUGGAUCUGGUCAAGAUCAGACUGCAAAUGCAGACGCAGACGGUUCUAGCAGAGAACCUGCACCUUGCUGGAAAUGUUUCAAAUGGCACCAACAUCCCUCUGCGCUCCGUUGACAUCCCCGGCCAGCGGCUGUACCGGGGCCCCAUCCACUGCAUCAGCAGCAUCCUGCAGACCGAGGGCCUCCAGGGCCUGUACAGGGGGGCCGGGGCCAUGAUCCUGAGGGACGUCCCUGGAUACACGCUCUACUUCAUCCCUUACACCAUCUUCUGUGACCUGUUGAAGCCGGACCCGAUGUCGAGCCCUCACCCUUGUUCCAUCUGGCUGGCUGGAGGCUUGGCGGGAUCCAUCUCGUGGGUCACCGCCACACCGGCCGACGUGGUGAAGAGUCGAAUGCAGGCCGACGCCCAGCUGCAGAGGAAGUACAGCGGGAUUCUACACUGCAUCAUCCACAGCUACAAGACAGAGGGUGCACAGGUUUUCUUCCGCGGCGCGUCCGUAAACGCCAUCCGAGGCUUCCCGAUGAGCGCCACCAUGUUUCUGUUCUACGAACUCUCCCUGCAGUUCUUCAGGAGUCUUUGAGUCACAUUUUGACGGUGAAGGAAUCAUACUCAGUUGUUUGGUAAAUUAUUUUGUCUCCGUGUCACCACUGACUUUCUUGUCAGACAAAGAUUUGGUUGGUCAGUGAUGUUUUUAGAAAUGACUUCAUGCUUCUGUUAAAUAAUAGGAAUGAGGACACCAGAGUCACCCAUGUGUUCCUGGGCAGAGCCUGAGCUGCUGCAAGUUUCAUGUUAGAACUUUAAACAGUUGACACUUGUCUUGAUAAGAAAUAUGUCUUUCAUGUAACUAGCUGCUAACAAGGCGGUCUGUAUAUGCAGGUACUGGGAGUGUUUCUGGUUAUUACCAACUCGAUUUGUAAUGUAAUAACAGUAAAUAUAUCCUGACAUUGGAAAUGCUAAAAAAAUUAGCAUAUUAAGGCAAACAGGAGACAAAUGAAUGACUUUGGUUCCAACAUUCACAUCAUUUAACGAAUGAUUUGAUUACAUACUUGAUGCAAAUUUACCAAAGAACUGUGUGUGUUCCUUUUAAAGGGAAUUUUGGGAUUAGAGGAAGCUUACCUGGUCAACAAAACGCACACUGCUUUGUCAUGAAAGAGACCAUCAUUAAUCAAAACCAUCGGUUUCAACCUGUAAACAAAGACGCACAUAAUAAUACUGUGUUAUUAUAUCACACAGCUGGUAUCUGUUUGGUUUGUUGUAAGGCAGCAGAAGUCUACUCAUGGAUUUGGCAAAACAUGACCAAUAUUCCACACUGAGAUCUGGUGAUUUAAGUGAUUUCUGUGGGCAGAUUUCUAUUUAAAUUAUAAAUCAGCCAUCCAGGGAUUUGGGGUCAGUAUCUGGACUUUAUUGGGUACUUUAUUAAUCAGUUAAAAGGGAGCUGCGCCGGUUUCUCAGUACGAUGAGAAAAUAUGAGUAAAGAAGUGAAACUUUUUAUGAACGAUGUGACAUUUUCAACAUACACAAAUCUUACAUUUACCAUGUUUGUUGCUUUUGCUCCGAGUUUAGAUUCUUCAUUAUUAUUUGUACAUAAUCCAACUGAUGAAAUGAUUUCACAUAAUGUAUUAACAGGAACAAAAUAUUUUCCACCAUAUAACCAACUUUAAAACUAGUUUGCGUUGAGUUGCCUGCUCUCAUGUUGUACUGUGUAAUGUUGAGAAUGACACAUCCUUUCAUUCACAACAGGCUGCCUUCCACUGCACAUGGACGGUGUUGGCGUCCCGCGUUACCGUCCACUUGUACAUACGUUUGUGCGUUUCUUAUAUUAAGAAAAGUGAGUUCUACAGGUUAUAUUUAACUUCACAUUAACAAACUUUUCUAGCAGCACAGUGACAUCAUUGCCUUUUUUAACGUGUGCAGCAUAAAUGUAAACUCGUCAACAGUUACUUAGUGCUUAGGGCUAAUGUCACAGACUAAAAUCAUUAAAACACUUUUUUGUUUAAAAAAAUUAUAUAAAACUUUACUGUUCCAUAAAGUUACAUUUAUUUUUAUUUUUUUUUAAAGAUUCUAAAGCAACAUUCACUUUGUAGAAUGGAUAUUUCUCAUUUUUGAGUGAAUACCAGAUAGAAGUGUUAUUUUGUCAUGUAAAUAUGUGUAAAUAUGUUAACUGCCAUUCUGGAUGGUAGAGAGCCACAAGUGUCUUAUUGUACAUAAAUAAAGCUUUUAAACACA
This is a messenger RNA of Stegastes partitus (bicolor damselfish), 2670 nucleotides long. RefSeq names its product solute carrier family 25 member 48 (gene slc25a48). Gene Ontology annotation, cellular component: mitochondrion. The coding region runs from base 74 to 1024 and encodes 316 amino acids. The record is from RefSeq and is a predicted model, not a curated record. Gene Ontology annotation, molecular function: transmembrane transporter activity. The transcript is spliced from 7 exons. Gene Ontology annotation, biological process: transmembrane transport. Lineage: Eukaryota; Metazoa; Chordata; Actinopteri; Pomacentridae.